This is a messenger RNA of Miscanthus lutarioriparius, 1905 nucleotides long. Lineage: Eukaryota; Viridiplantae; Streptophyta; Magnoliopsida; Poales; Poaceae. The record is from the annotation of a GenBank genome assembly.
AUGGCGCGUAGCAGAGGACGAUGGAUCGUCGGCAUGCAUGGCCGGUGCCUAAUUACCGUCAUGGUCGGCACGCAUGCGAUGAUGCUGGGGCCAGGAACAUUUGUACGAUCGGCACCCCGUCUCCGGUUCUUAUCCCAUCCCCAUCUCCUUUUCUCAGUUGCACAGGCACCCGAACCCGCCGCCUCCAACCCUAGCCAGACGAGCUCCACCUCGCCGCCGGCACCGGUCCCUCCCCGCCGGCCUCCCCCUCCUCUGCUCCUCCCUCCUUCCCCCUGCAACCCUACCCCCGACGAGCUCCAUGACCCUGUCACCGCCGCAGCCGCCCUCCUCGCCAUCGCCUCUUGCCACGGCCUCUUUGACCUCCCCUCUGUCGGUCUCCCCCUCCCUGCCACCUCGCCCUGGUGCAGCCCCGCUGCAGGGGAGCACAGCAGGCGGCAGGACUGGUGCCGCCCCAGCUUUGCUGCGCGGCCGCACGCACGCGCACAGGCGGUUGCCGCCUCCCGUGCGACCUCCACCUUUGAAGAUCCUCGUGAUGCUGAGGAUGCAAUUGCUGGGCGGGAUGGAUACAACUUUGAUGGACACCGUCUAAGAGUGGAGGCUGCUCAUGGUGGUAGAGGUAAUACUUCCUCGUAUAAUCGUUCAAGUGGCUUUGGUGGUGAUGGUGGAGCACGUCGUGUCUCUUCAGAUCCUCAAGUGUCUCAAUCGUCCAGUUCUUCUGAUUCUCUUGUGAGAUAUUUGUCUGACAUUAUGGAUGAGUACAAGGAUAAGAUUCGAAAUACAUGCGGGUAUGGACCUAUCGCGUUUAUGGCUUCAGUUCAAUCACUUCAGAGUCUUCCUCAAGACUUAACCUCUUCUGGGAGAUUUGAUUUCCAUAUUGAGCUUCCUGCUCUUGCAGUCCCUGAGCGCAAAGCACUAUUGCAGCAUCAACUCUCUGAAAUGAACUUUGCUGAUGGAGAUUCCUCUAAAGCAAUGCAUGGCUUCCUUCCAGUCGCCAUGCGUGAGCUUAGGAAAUAUGCUCCUGAUGAUAAAGAUGGUGGUUGGGAGGAUGUUGGAGGGAUAAAUGAAGCAACUCUUGAACUGCCAUCAAAAUACCCAAAUAUCUUUACCAAGGCACCUGUGCGGUUGCGGUCAAACAUUCUCUUGUAUGGACCACCUGGAUGUGGUAAAACUCACAUUGUGAGAGCUGCAGCUGCUGCUUGUUCUUUGCGAUUCAUUUCAGUCAAGGGUCCAGAGCUAUUGAAUAAGUAUAUUGGUUCAUCUGAGCAAUCUGUUCGCGACUUUUUUGCAAAGGCCGUUGCAGCAGCACCUUGCCUAUUAUUCUUUGAUGAAUUUGACUCCAUUGCACCCCAACGAGGAGCCCAUAGUGCUGGUGUUUCUGAUCGUGUAGUUAAUCAGUUCUUGACGGAACUGGAUGGCGUGGAAACCUUGACUGGAGUAUUUGUAUUUGCAGCUACGAGCAACCCACAGCUAAUUGAUGCUGCGCUCUUGCGGCCUGGAAGGUUUGAUCGUCUAGUCUUUUGUGAUUUCCCUCGAUGGGAUGAACGUUUAGAAAUUCUGAAGGUGCAUUCUAGGACGGUUUCGCUGGCAAGUGAUGCCAGUCUCGAAGAUGUUGCUUCUCUAACUGAAGGAUUUACUGGUGCUGAUCUGGCUGCUAUUCUAACGGAUGCUGGAUUAGCAGCAGUUCAUGAACUUUUGGACAACCAGGAGAACGGUGUCCCAGAAAGAGAACCAUGCAUCAGCAAAGAACUUCUCAUGUCUGUCACUAGGAAGGCUAGACCUUCCACACCAGCAGACGAGAAGAAGCGGUAUGAUAGAGAGUUUGGUGAAUUCGUGUCAUCCAGGAAGUCUAUUUCGACAAAGGUGCACCUCAUUCUCAUUUUUAAAUCCUCAAAAGUUAAACCAUGA